AUGCCCGACUACGUCAAGGUCUUCACCAUCAAGGGCGGGGAUGGACAAGAGCGACGCAUGGAAUUACCGCUCCAACUCGACGUGGAUCGCCCGAAACGCCCGAGGACCACAUUUCAUGCUGAUCAGCUACAGGCGCUUGAGAUGGCUUUUCAGAUAGACGGCUACCCAAACGCCGAAAAACGGGCUCGACUGGCUAAAGAGCUGCGUCUUUCCGACACUCAGGUGAAAGUAUGGUUCCAAAAUCGACGCACCAAGGGCCGAAAGCAGGGAGGAGGGCUCGAAAAGGCAAAGGAGUCGCCGAAACCACCUGAAACUCCUAGGUCAUUCGACGGUCGCCUGGAUCUGGAGACACUUCCCGAGGCACACGAUGAAGAAGCCGAGGAGGCUAGGCUCGAAGCCGAGGAAAAACGGGCCUCCGAGGUGCGAUUACGCGCCGAUCCUCCUGACGCGCGAGAAGAAAACAAUAAUCAAGUCGAUGCCAGGUGUGGGGAACGGUCGAAAGACACGAUACGCCGCCCUUCCCACGGUACCGUACGCUCCAUCGCCCGGCAUCUAUCAGAGAAACAAAAAACGCGUACCGUCGAAGAACGCGCCCGCCUAGCCAAACAUCGCAUGAGCAUGCCCGAGCAACUCCCGCCGUUUCCGGCGUCGCCACAAUCUUCUGCCAAUUCGGGACAGACUCAGAUGAACUCCACGCGAGACUCCACGUCCCAAUCCGCCCAUUCGGGAGCGCCGCUAUUGGAUAGAUCACCAUCGCAAUUUUUCGCUGGUGCGGGUGGACUGCGGCAGCUACACCCAGCAAGCUUUAUGAUGAUGCCCCCACAGAUGCGGCCCGACGGCCAACAAUUCCAGCCAAUGGCCCCGAUGCAUUACCCCGGCGAUUUUCAGCCAGUCUGGUACCCCAUGCCAGCGCCAAUGUUCGUCCCCCUCGGUCCGCCAAUGAUGCACCCAAAGUUUCAAGCAAUCCCCGCCGCGCCGCCAUCCAGAACCCACUCGUUUUGCCGUGAGCUGUGUUGUGGCGGCUGCGCUCAGCUGCUCUGGACCAUUAUUUGCAUUAUACUGAUGGGAAUCAUCGCCGCACUUCUUCUAACCCUGUUUGUUGUC
Molecule: messenger RNA, 1104 nt
Organism: Mesorhabditis spiculigera
Lineage: Eukaryota; Metazoa; Nematoda; Chromadorea; Rhabditida; Rhabditidae
Source: the annotation of a GenBank genome assembly